Molecule: messenger RNA, 2491 nt
Organism: Orbicella faveolata
Lineage: Eukaryota; Metazoa; Cnidaria; Anthozoa; Scleractinia; Merulinidae
Product: eukaryotic peptide chain release factor subunit 1
Biological process (GO): translational termination
Molecular function (GO): translation release factor activity
Source: RefSeq, a predicted model, not a curated record
UAUGGAAAAAUUGCACCAUUUUCGCGCAGUUACCGGCAAAGAAGAGCGCGUUUGUUAGUUCUAUUAGUUUUAACUGGAAAAUCAAGGAAAACUCGUAGUUGAUUUUUAUUGUGUAAGAUAUUCUUCACCUUAACGUGCCCGAAGAUUUUUGUUUUCGGCAUUAACGCCGUUUGAGAGGUUUGGUGUGCGUAAUAUUGUUAAGAGAUUUCUACGAUGUCCGCCGAAACUACAGAAGCAGCGGAUAGAAAUGUCGAAAUAUGGAAAAUCAAGAAGCUUAUAAAGAGUUUGGAAGCGGCCAGAGGAAAUGGAACAAGCAUGAUCUCGUUAAUCAUCCCUCCAAAAGAUCAAAUUUCUCGUGUAGCAAAGAUGUUAGCUGAUGAGUUUGGCACUGCUUCAAAUAUCAAGAGUAGAGUCAACAGGUUGUCAGUUCUUAGUGCUAUCACAUCAGUACAACAGAGACUGAAGCUUUAUUCCAAAGUUCCUGCCAAUGGUCUUGUUGUUUACUGUGGAACUAUUGUAACUGAUGAUGGGAAGGAGAAGAAAGUCAACAUAGACUUCGAGCCCUUUAAACCAAUCAAUACAUCUCUGUACCUGUGCGAUAACAAGUUUCACACAGAGGCCCUGAAUGCUCUCCUAGCAGAUGAUAACAAGUUUGGGUUUAUCGUGAUGGAUGGUAAUGGUGCACUGUUUGGUACACUCUGUGGCAACACAAGAGAAGUUCUUCACAAGUUUACUGUUGAUCUACCAAAGAAGCACGGGCGUGGUGGCCAGUCUGCCUUGCGUUUUGCUCGACUGAGAAUGGAGAAACGUCACAAUUAUGUCAGAAAAGUUGCAGAGACUGCUGUUCAGCUCUUCAUCACAAAUGACAGACCAAACAUUACUGGUCUAAUCUUGGCUGGAUCAGCUGAUUUCAAGACUGAACUAAGUCAAUCAGAUAUGUUUGAUCAGAGAUUACAGACUAAAGUGCUGAAGCUUGUAGACGUUUCCUAUGGUGGUGAAAAUGGUUUCAAUCAGGCAAUUGAACUUGCAUCAGAGGUUCUUGCAAAUGUCAAGUUCAUUCAAGAAAAGAAGCUUAUAGGAAGAUACUUUGAUGAAAUAUCACAAGACACUGGAAAAUAUUGCUUUGGCGUGGAUGAUACUUUGAAGGGCCUUGAAAUGGGAGCAGUGGACAUACUUAUUGUAUGGGAAAAUUUGGAAAUCCAUCGCAUUGUUUUGAAAAAUCACCAAACAGAUGAGGAAAAGAUCCUACAUCUUAAUCCUGAACAAGAGAAAGACAAGACAUACUCUCUCGACAGUGAGACUGGAGUGGAACUGGAGCUAAUAGAAAAACUUCCUCUCUUGGAGUGGCUGGCAAACAAUUAUAAAACCUUUGGUGCAACACUUGAAAUCAUAACAGAUAAAUCUCAAGAAGGAGCACAGUUUUGUAAAGGUUUUGGAGGAAUUGGAGGUAUUUUGAGGUAUCGUGUGGACUUUCAGACGUUGGAUGCGGAUCCGGACUUGGAUUACUACGAUGACGAUGACGAUGAUGAGUACUGACGAAGUACACAUACAGUAGCAGUCAAAUCAAGUCACGUCUCUGGGGCCCACAUCUAAUAGUGAUCUAGAAAUCUUGAAUUUUGAAUAACUGCACAACCUGCAGAUACUUAUAAGCUAAAAGAGGCUUUGGUUGGAUGGUCAAGAUAUUUUCUGCGGCUGAGCUUCCAAGAGAGAGCAAAUGGCCCUAAAUACAAACAAAUAAUGACUAAACAAAAUGUAUUUAGCCUUUCCAUAGAAAUAAAUCUCUGUUGAAUAGAGCUCUAUCACGGCGGCCAUAUUGAUGGACAUCGAUUGCAUAAGAAUAGAACCCAUUUCCUCGUUGACCAAAGGAGAGUAAUGUUUUAAAGAGACGUUAUGGCAGCUUUAUCGCAUUUGUGUGCCACGGAGGAUUGAAAUGAGCUGAAACUUCAGCUCCUUCAGCUCCUUCAGCUCCUGUGUCAGGGCAAACACACACGAUACACUGAAGUCUCGACCAGAGCCGCGAGGAGAAUGGGUUGAAGCGUUUCCUCAAUCGUGUCCUGGCUGGAAAAUACUUGAAAAAGUCUUUGCGCCAAUCCUCGAGGUGAUUAGAAUAUAUAAUUUAUGAAAUACAAAAUCGGGGUUUCAAGAUAAAGACUGCUAGUUUGUACGCACAUUCUGUUUACUUUACUUGGUGUUCCGGUAGAGUGUAAAACCACAUAGUUUCAUGGACAUGAAUCAUAAUUGACUGUGUUGUAAAUUUGAUGCCUGCCAACAGAAGAGUUCGCAGAUUCUUCAGAUGCCAGCUGACUGUGUAAAAUGGAUGUUGGUGUACGAUAUCUAUAUUACCUGGUUUGCUUCUGUUGCAAGGUUUGUACAGCAAAAUGUUUGUAAUUUACUCACCUGUAGUGUAAAAGUCGAGGUUUUUUAUUCGCCUACAGCUUUAAUUUUCUUGUAUGUCUUGUUUGUACAAAUUAAAACGCAUCUUGGAAUCCUG